CGGAGGGCCACAUUCUCCUUGCCAUCGUCGUCGCGUCGCGUCACAUCGAACUUUUCCUCACCCUGUGGUUCGACCACUCAUACGGAGGCUUCCUCACCGGCAACGCAGUCUCAGCCGCAGUAACGGUAUCAGUGGCCUGGCUGCAAAGCAAUUUAGCUACGCGAUGUGUGGACUGGUCGCGGAGGAUCCUCAGCUGCCAGAGCAUUGACAGAGAUACUAGCCGAAGGUCGGGUCGCCUACGAUCAGCGCAAUCAGGCUCUGGCCGAACAGCUGGCUCCGCCGGGGCGCGUGCUCAUUCCUGUUGGCUCGGACACUCAGCAAAUCGCGCAAGUCGACAACGGCGCC
Messenger RNA from Mycena citricolor, 345 nucleotides. The record is from the annotation of a GenBank genome assembly. Lineage: Eukaryota; Fungi; Basidiomycota; Agaricomycetes; Agaricales; Mycenaceae.